Molecule: messenger RNA, 2528 nt
Organism: Panicum hallii
Lineage: Eukaryota; Viridiplantae; Streptophyta; Magnoliopsida; Poales; Poaceae
Product: phenylalanine ammonia-lyase-like
Exons: 2
Coding region: 100-2211 (703 amino acids)
Biological process (GO): L-phenylalanine catabolic process
Cellular component (GO): cytoplasm
Molecular function (GO): ammonia-lyase activity
Source: RefSeq, a predicted model, not a curated record
CUCCAGGAAGAGCUUCGCAAUCCUCCACACAACCUCCCGAGCUCUUCUUCCUACCACCACACCGCAGCUCCUCCGAUCCUCCUCUUCUCAGUAGUCGAAAUGGCGAGCAACACGGCCAUCUGCGAGAGCGACCCGCUCAACUGGGGCAAGGCGGCCGCGGAAAUGGCGGGGAGCCACCUCGACGAGGUGAAGCGCAUGGUGGCGCAGUUCCGCGAGCCCCUCGUCAAGAUCGAGGGCUCCAGCCUCCGCGUCGGCCAGGUGGCCGCCGUGGCCGCGGCCAAGGACGCGUCCGGCGUGGCCGUCGAGCUCGACGAGGAGGCGCGCCCCCGCGUCAAGGCCAGCAGCGAGUGGAUCCUCGACUGCAUCGCCCACGGCGGCGACAUCUACGGUGUCACCACCGGCUUCGGCGGCACGUCGCACCGCCGCACCAAGGACGGGCCGGCCCUCCAGGUCGAGCUGCUCAGGCAUCUCAACGCCGGAAUCUUCGGCAAAGGUUCCGACGGCCACACGCUCCCGUCUGAGGUGUCACGUGCGGCCAUGCUCGUCCGCAUCAACACCCUGCUCCAGGGCUACUCCGGCAUCCGCUUCGAGAUCCUCGAGGCCAUCACCAAGCUCAUCAACACCGGCGUCAGCCCGUGCCUGCCGCUCCGGGGCACCAUCACCGCAUCCGGCGACCUCGUCCCGCUGUCCUACAUUGCCGGCCUCAUCACCGGCCGCCCCAACGCGCAGGCCGUCACCGUCGACGGCAGGAAGGUGGACGCCGCCGAGGCGUUCAAGGUCGCCGGCAUCGAGGGCGGCUUCUUCAAGCUCAACCCCAAGGAGGGUCUCGCCAUCGUCAAUGGCACGUCUGUCGGCUCGGCGCUCGCCGCCAUGGUGUGCUUCGACGCCAACGUCCUCGCCGUCCUGUCCGAGGUGCUGUCCGCCGUCUUCUGCGAGGUCAUGAACGGCAAGCCCGAGUACACCGACCACCUCACCCACAAGCUCAAGCACCACCCGGGCUCCAUCGAGGCCGCGGCCAUCAUGGAGCACAUCCUGGACGGCAGCUCCUUCAUGAAGCACGCCAAGGAGGUCAACGCCAUGGACCCGCUCCUGAAGCCCAAGCAGGACCGGUACGCGCUCCGCACGUCGCCGCAGUGGCUCGGCCCCCAGAUCGAGGUCAUCCGCGCCGCCACCAAGUCCAUCGAGCGCGAGGUCAACUCGGUCAACGACAACCCCGUCAUCGACGUCCACCGCGGCAAGGCGCUCCACGGCGGCAACUUCCAGGGCACCCCCAUCGGUGUGUCCAUGGACAACGCCCGCCUCGCCAUCGCCAACAUCGGCAAGCUCAUGUUCGCCCAGUUCUCCGAGCUGGUCAACGAGUUCUACAACAACGGGCUGACCUCCAACCUGGCCGGCAGCCGCAACCCCAGCUUGGACUACGGGUUCAAGGGCACUGAGAUCGCCAUGGCGUCCUACUGCUCCGAGCUCCAGUACCUGGCCAACCCGAUCACCAACCACGUGCAGAGCGCGGAGCAGCACAACCAGGACGUCAACUCCCUCGGCCUCGUCUCCGCCAGGAAGACCGCCGAGGCGGUGGACAUCCUCAAGCUCAUGUCGUCCACAUACAUGGUCGCUCUGUGCCAGGCCGUGGACCUGCGCCACCUCGAGGAGAACCUGAAGAGCGCCGUGAAGAACUGCGUGACGACGGUGGGCCGGAAGGUGCUGACCACCAGCCCCGACGGCGACCUCCACAACGCCCGCUUCAGCGAGAAGUCCCUGCUCACGGCCAUCGACCGCGAGGCGGUGUACGGCUACUACGACGACCCCUGCAGCGCCAACUCGUCGCUGAUGAAGAAGAUCCGCGCCGUGCUGGUGGACCACGCCCUCGCCAACGGCGAGGCCGAGAAGGACGCCAGCGCGUCCGUGUUCUCCAAGAUCAACAAGUUCGAGGAGGAGCUCCGCGAGGCGCUGCCCAGGGAGAUGGAGGCCGCCCGCGUGGCCUUCGAGACCGGCACGGCGCCGAUCGCCAACAGGAUCAAGGAGAGCCGGUCGUACCCGCUGUACCGCUUCAUCCGCCAGGACCUCGGCGCCGUCUACCUGACCGGCGAGAAGCUCAAGUCCCCCGGCGAGGAGUGCAACAAGGUGUUCCUGGCCCUCAGCGAGGGCAAGCUCAUCGACCCCAUGCUCGAGUGCCUCAAGGAGUGGGACGGCAAGCCCCUGCCCAUCUGCUAAGCGGAGCACCGGCGCCGCCAGGAGGAGGAGGAGGAGAUCACAUCACACCGUACGCGAGGAAUAAAGAAGGGAGGAUUUCAGUAUUCUGAAGGCUUCUCAUUAUUGUUUGCGACUUUGCAGAUUAUUAUGUUGCUUGUCUGUUCGUCCUUUUUGAGCUUGUUACUGUGAUCCCUGUAAUCGUGUAUUCUGCCUCUUGUUUCUCACCCUCGAUCGCUGCAAUGCCGUUGGCCAUGGCCCGGCACUCAGCUUUCUGAUCUGUACUCUAUUUUGGAAGUAAAAUGUACUAGUGUAUUUGAGUACAUGUGCUCCUCUAUCUC